UAAUAGUUAUUGUACGUCAUCUCACUCACUCUUCCUCUUAGAGUCUAUAUAUAUGCAAUAUCUCUGGUCUCCCUAUCACCUUCUCUUCUCUAAGCACUUUACUUUUUUUUUCAGCCAUGGAGUUUCAUUGCCUUCCAAUAUUUCUUUAUCUCAAUUUGAUGUUGAUGACAGCCAAUGCUGCGUUAACUCCUAGACAUUACUGGGAAACGAUGCUUCCAAGAACUCCCUUGCCGAAAGCAAUCACAGAGCUACUAAGCCUUGAAAGUAGGUCCAUAUUUGAAUAUGCCGGGAAUGAUGACCAGUCAGAAAGUAGGUCCAUAUUAGGAUACGCUGGCUAUAAUCAAGACGAGGAUGAUGUGAGCAAACACAAUAUACAAAUCUUCAACAGGUUGUUUUUCUUGGAAGAGGACCUGCGUGCUGGCAAAAUAUUCAACAUGAAGUUCGUCAACAACACAAAAGCCACAGUCCCGUUGCUACCGCGCCAAAUUUCGAAACAAAUACCGUUCUCAGAAGAUAAAAAGAAGCAAGUGUUGGCGAUGCUUGGCGUGGAAGCGAACUCAAGCAACGCCAAGAUCAUAGCGGAGACCAUUGGUCUUUGCCAAGAGCCUGCAACGGAGGGAGAAAGGAAACACUGCGCGACUUCGUUGGAGUCCAUGGUUGAUUUCGUCGUUUCCGCGCUCGGGAAGAACGUUGGUGCUUUCUCAACAGAGAAAGAAAGGGAAACUGAGUCUGGAAAGUUUGUAGUGGUGAAAAAUGGGGUGAGGAAGUUGGGAGAUGAUAAGGUUAUUGCCUGUCAUCCAAUGAGUUACCCUUAUGUUGUGUUUGGGUGUCAUCUAGUGCCAAGGAGUAGCGGGUAUUUGGUGCGCUUGAAGGGAGAAGAUGGGGUUCGAGUGAAAGCAGUUGUUGCGUGCCACAGAGACACGUCAAAGUGGGACCAUAAUCAUGGGGCAUUCAAAGUGCUCAAUCUUAAGCCUGGGAAUGGUACAGUAUGCCAUGUCUUCACUGAGGGGAAUCUUCUUUGGCUUCCAAAUUAGAUUAAUUACCAUAUACAUAUUUGUCCUUGUUCUAUCCUUAAAUAAGUGGAAUCACCUGAAGAAUUGUGCGUAAUGAGUUGUUUGUCUUUGUGGAAAUUGUUAUCUGUCUUGCAUCACCAAAUAGGUAUAUAUAAAAUAACAGGAGCGUGGUAUUUGUUGCACAAAAA
Molecule: messenger RNA, 1201 nt
Organism: Glycine soja
Lineage: Eukaryota; Viridiplantae; Streptophyta; Magnoliopsida; Fabales; Fabaceae
Product: BURP domain-containing protein 5-like
Exons: 3
Coding region: 117-1034 (305 amino acids)
Source: RefSeq, a predicted model, not a curated record